AUGCUGUCUCCUGGCACUGCUCGCCCUGGCGAUCCUGUUCCAUACAUAAGUUCGUGCAUGAAAUUCGGACUGCCCGACUCAUUCCCGCCUAGCGAGUUCAGACACAUGCCGCCUUCGCCGAGGUCGCUACCGCAGAAUCCGCGUGCUUCUUAUUCCUCUUCAGACCAGGCUUGUGACUCAUGUCGUCAUCUCAAGUCCAAGUGUGACGAGUCGAAACCGUGCAAGACGUGCAGAGAACGAAACAUCCCAUGCGUGUUCCGCGACCCGCAACCCAAGCAAUCCGAUAAAGCCAGUGCUGACAUACUGGAUGUCCUGAAUGGCUUGAGAGAUGAUCUUAUGCAGAGUUUCGGCAAGAUUGAUAACCGCCUUGAGCGGUUGGAGAGUGCCAUCCACGCAGGCGACCAGUCGAUUGAGGUUGAAGAUUAUCAAGAUGAUGCAGGCCCGCACGACCAUCCGUCGCCCGAUGACCAAGGUGCCGAGGACGAAUAUGCGGCAAAGAAUAGUGUCAUGGAUCCAGACACGGCAGAGAAAACGAUCCGGAUCUGGGAACACAAUGACAGCGACGAAAAGCCGGGGCCUCCGGUCGCAGGCAAGACGAAGCUGCCCGCAAACCACACUACCUCGGCAGGACUGCUGUUGAAGUGGGAGUCGAUACACCGGCUGGUCGCUCGCCAUCUCGCUGUAGAACACAUUGGCUAUGUCGAAGAGUUCCCGAUUCGACAGGAAAAGGCUCGCGGCUUGCUGCGCGUGUGUGGGGCGGGAGAAGGCUCUGGGGGGGAACAUGCCCCAGCAGAUCACACGGACCCACGAGCAGACAACAUCAUGACCGAUUUCCAGGAUGAUAGCUCGGAGGCACAGUCGCCAGCACCCAACUCAGAAGUCUGGGGCCAGACUGGAGGGGUUUCCCCGGCCGCAGGCAUGACGUUCAGAGGCGGCGUCAUUGGCACGGACGGAAACCCGGAUUUUUCGCCAUCGACUGUGUGGAAAUAUGUCAACAGCUUCAAGGAGAACAUCCUAAACAUGCACCCGGUCAUGAUCCUGGAGGAGCUGGAUGCGCUGGUUGUGCUUUUUCUCAAGGAGAUCCCCCAGCAUUCGCAGCAGUCAAGCGUGCGAUCUAGCAGCAACCCCAAAUUCGUCAACCAGCCAACAUCUGCCGCUGCAUCACUGCCUGAGGCUGUCGGUGCGAAGAGGAAACGCUCACCUGGCGGCGAUGAUCCGCUACCAUCCUUCAACAUCUUUAAACCUGGCCAUCCUUUCCGUAGCAUAACAAGCGCCAUCGUUCUGCUCGUUUGUGCGCUUGGCAAGAUUUGCCUCCACAAGCAAAGGAUUCCUGAUAUUGUCAUGGAGCAAGAUGGGGCCCAGCCACAUCGGUCGCCCUCCAUGCGGAAUGGCGACGCGAUGUCUCCAAUCCAAGACUCUUCUGGAUUCGGUUCGCGCUCUCAGUAUUCUGGACUGCCUUCGCCACAGGACACGUGCGAUCGUGCUAUGCCCAUUCGCAGUACUUCCACGCGGAGUAAUGUGACAGGAGUACGUCCGACACAGAUCAAGCAAAACUACGACAUAAUUCCCGGAUUUGAGUACUUCGCACUAGCAACGGACAUUCUGGGCAGUCAUCUAGGCGGGAUCGGUCUCAAGCAUGUUUAUGCUUGGGUCCUUGCUGGUCUAUAUCAUGGGCAACUCGCGAGGGCUGUGGAAAGCUGGGCGUACAUAAAACAGGGCUGCACUGUUCUGCAGGAGGUCAUCAGGUCGAGCAUGUACCGUUUCCACGAGAUCAAGAACGGGAAUGGAUAUGUGCCUGUGGAAUCCAAGAGGGACAACCAGGUACUGCUGGCGUACUGGACCUGCUUGCAGCUAGAAAGUGACAUCCUUGCGGAGCUGCCACUGUCCCAGAGUCCCAUUCUGCAGCACGAGGACAACAUGCCUUAUCCGAACACAACCUUUGUGACGACCCACGGUUACAGUCCCAAGGUGUCCGGUAGCUAUUUCGCCCAGCUUCAUCUCCGGCGCCAGCUCAAUGAGAUCCAUGGCCACUUGUAUAAUCCCGACAAGAUACACCAACCCUCUUCACUAGAGACGAUUGACGAAGGCGUCGAGCAUUUCCAAGCCCAAUUGAAGACGUCCCGCGGCAUCUGGGUUCCUGCCGAAUUGAGGUGGGAUGAUAAGGAGCCGCCUGCUGACGAUAUCCUCUCUGCUCGCCUGCGUGCAAAAUACUGGGGGUCACAGGUCAUUAUCUACCGCCCCUUCGUACGGCACUUGCUCGAGAAGGAGCCGAUCCCGUAUGGCGCUUAUAAAGAUCCUCGACCUCCCCUACCGGAAAGCCUCCCUGACUUGGCAAUCGACAAUGGCCACGACCCGGUCCCCGAGGGAGUCGACCCCCGCACGCUUAACUAUGCCCGCCUCGGUAUCGAGGCAUUGAUCAAGAGCACCAGUGCAUUCCAUGGCAUGCCGCCCAAGCAGCACAUCAUUGUGACCAACAUUUUUGGUACUGCCCACGCCCAAUGGGGCAACCUCCUCACCCUCGCCGCCUGCUACACCGAUCCACUUCUUUCGAGAUUUGUUGAUCGCAAAGUGCUAUCUGAGCUGUUCGAACGGACAAUUCAGCUCUUUGAUCUCAUCGCCCACCAGUCAAGCCCCUUGAGGUCGGAGCGCAACAUCCUAAAUGGACUGGCAAACUGUCGCGAAUACAUCAAAAUCAAGCAAUCAAGGGGCGACUGGGGGACGGGGCCGGAAAAGGAGCCUGGCUUCUUCGUUCAUGAGAUUGUCCUCUUGACGACUCCCGUUUUGCGCCUGCAUAUGUUGCGACGCCUGUCUGGAGUGGUUGCUGCGGCCCCUGAGAAGUUUGGCUCUGACAAUGGGGCUGCCGGCACGGCCGUGGCCACAACAUGUGGACAUCAAGUUGGACAGGACGCUGCUAUGAUUCAGGAGGAGGACGAAGCUGCUCCUUCUGGCUGGUGCUAA
Molecule: messenger RNA, 2958 nt
Organism: Microdochium trichocladiopsis
Lineage: Eukaryota; Fungi; Ascomycota; Sordariomycetes; Xylariales; Microdochiaceae
Exons: 8
Coding region: 1-2958 (985 amino acids)
Biological process (GO): regulation of DNA-templated transcription
Molecular function (GO): zinc ion binding; DNA-binding transcription factor activity, RNA polymerase II-specific
Source: RefSeq, a predicted model, not a curated record